This is a messenger RNA of Brassica oleracea var. oleracea, 1742 nucleotides long. RefSeq names its product mucin-5AC. Bases 156 to 1517 code for a protein of 453 amino acids. The transcript is spliced from 5 exons. Lineage: Eukaryota; Viridiplantae; Streptophyta; Magnoliopsida; Brassicales; Brassicaceae. The record is from RefSeq and is a predicted model, not a curated record.
CUAUUUUCUUUUGUCAACUCCUUUGUAUUUUAAUUGUGUUAUUAUUCAACACAAAAAAAAAGAAAAAGAAACAUUCUACUUCUCUCUGUCUUUUUCUCAUCUCAUCUGAAUUUUCUAUUUCUUCUGUCGUUGCUUUGUAUAACCGCCGGCCGUCGAUGAACGAUCGGAGUCUGAAAAAGUCUCUAUCCGGAAAAACCAACCCCCCUAAGGAUGAUUUCAUAGUUGGAGAUGCCGACGAGAACUUGGAUCUCUUCUCAAUCAACCGUAGUGGCCUGACUUCUUUGGAUGCUGCUUUGAUUAAACCAGGAAGACGCUCUUUCGAACAAGCUAAAGUUUCUAAACCUGAACUUGAUGAUGAGAAAGAACAUUGGAAUGACCAGCUUUAUUAUACCGUUCCUGAAGUUACAUUAGAAGCUCUUUCUAAAUUGGUUCUACAAGCUAGAAACGUAACUUCCAAGCUUCAGUCAAUUUCUACCACAAGAGCUGGUACAAAGGACGAGAGCUAUCCAUCUUCAAAACCAACGAGAAGCACUUCAACAGUACGUCCCUCAAACAUUCCCACACUUCGUCCUUCUAGCAUUCCAACACUUCGUCCCUCCAACACUGUCAGGUCCUCGUCAGCCCCUAAGAAGACUACUACAACAACAACAACAGCUUCAGCUUCGGUUGCAUCUCCAAAGAGAAGUGUCUCUCGAUCUUUAACUCCUGUAUCACGCAAAACACCAUCACGAUCUUCAACUCCUUCAAGAAUCAGUACAACUAUUCCUACUUUCAAGAAAGCUGGAGACCCUCAAAGAUCAAGAUCGUUGACUCCUAGGUCAAAGCCUCAGACUGCAGCAACCUCAGCUGCACCUUCAAGUAGGACCAGUACUGUGCGCUCUACGUCUGCGUCAUCACGCCCAUCACUUUCAUCAACACCUCAUACACCGCCAAGAGGAAGAGAAAAAACAGUCACUCUAGCGUUUGGUCGACCAGUGGCAACCACAAGGCAUGUAACUUCGCCAAAACGGAACACAUCUCCUGAUGUUACAAGAACGAGACCUAAAGGCCAUUCUUCUUCUUCUCUGAUUCCUACCUUUUCAGGCAUGGGGCAUACAACAGCAAGGGCAAAGUCUGUAAAGUCAUCUCCAACUGUUUCAGAUCCAACAAGGCCCGGCAAAAAAGUGUCAAAAGCUUCGGUCCAAAUUGCUAACAACCACAUGGACGCACGAAAGGGGAAAGCAAAUUAUCCGUUUUCGGGCACAAUGUUGUACCCACAAAGCAUCAAAUCUUAUUCAAGAAAGUGGUGUGGUAGUAGUGAAGGAAGCAGCAGCAGUAACCAGGAAGAGGACGAAGGAAAAAGCCUAAUGAAAGAAGAAAACACAGAGAAGAGUGACAGUGCUCGUUACGAGUCCCUCUUGGAUGUUAAAGAUGUCAAGGAUACUAACUGGCUACUUAACCUUGAUGAUGAGUCUAAUCAUUCUCUCAUCUUCGACAGUGUUUUCGACUCUCCUCCUGAGCCAUUCUCUCCUCUUUGACUCUUUUUAUAUUAUCUUUUUCUUAAAACACACAAGUUGCUUGGAAAAUAAUUCUUUUUCACUCUUUUUAUUUGUGUAAUGAAAGAGAAUAAUAAGAGAAUGAUUGAUCUACUUGUUGAAAUACAUGUGUUCUUGUAAAUGCUUCUUGUAUUGGUUGACAAAAAAAAUGUACAUCUUUGAGGUUUUUGUUGGUUUGUACAAAAUAGUUUCAACAAAAGAAACUGG